Molecule: messenger RNA, 1272 nt
Organism: Aedes albopictus (Asian tiger mosquito)
Lineage: Eukaryota; Metazoa; Arthropoda; Insecta; Diptera; Culicidae
Exons: 1
Coding region: 1-1272 (423 amino acids)
Biological process (GO): DNA integration
Molecular function (GO): nucleic acid binding
Source: RefSeq, a predicted model, not a curated record
AUGCAUCGUUUCCCAGAUGGACGAAUCAAGGCAAUUGCUCAUGCUUCCAAGACGCUGUCGUCGGCAGAGCAAAACUACGGGCAAAUUGAAAAAGAGGCGCUCGCUCUGGUCUUUGCUGUCACCAAGUUCCACCGCAUGCUGUUGGGACGAAGGUUCAAGCUGCAGACUGACCAUCAGCCACUCGUGAAAGUCUUCGGGUCGAAGAAAGGCAUUCCCAUUCACACGGCCAACCGGCUGAAGCGAUGGGCGCUCACACUGCUCGGGUACGAUUUCGACAUCGAGUUCGUAUCGACCAACAAUUUCGGGUACGCGGAUGUACUAUCGCGGCUCAUCAGUAACCACGAACGCCCAGAGGAAGAAUUCGUGGUAGCAAGCCUCAACGUUGAGCCUGAUCUUCAAUGCGUUCUGGACAGUAACCUCGAGCAGUUGCCAAUCACGUUCCAAAUGGUCAAGCAAGCCACGUCGGAGGACCCAUCGAUGCAGCAGCUCGUCCGGUUCAUCAAAACUGGGUGGCCGAAAAGCGGAAAAUCUAUUCACGAUUCGGCGCUACAAUCGUUCUUCCACCGGCGGGAGUCAUUAUCAGUAGUUCAAGGCUGCGUGAUGAUGAUGGAACGACUGGUAAUUUUGGAGCGCUUCCGGAAAAAGCUGCUGAAGCAACUACACCGAGGUCAUCCCGGCAUCGAGCGAGUCAAGGCCAUCGCUCGGGGUAGUAUCUACUGGCCGAACAUUGACGACGACAUCGGUGAGUACGUUCGCAACUGUUCCAGCUGUGCAAAUGCGCAGAAAUCUCCACCACAAGCAGAGCCACAUCCGUGGCAGAGCGCUGAAGGACCUUGGGAGCGCAUUCAUGUCGACUACGCUGGACCGACAAAUGGGUUCAGUUAUCUGGUUGUGGUCGACUCGUUUUCCAAGUGGGCGGAGAUUUUCCUGACGAAAUCGACAACUGCUUCUACAACGAUUGGUUUCCUUCAAGAGGCUUUUGCCAGAUUCGGCAUACCGAAAGUGAUUGUGUCCGACAACGGAACGCAGUUCACCGGCUACGAAUUCCGUUCCUUCUGCGAGAACUUGGGCAUCAUCCACCUGCGCACCGCACCGUUCCAUCCCCAGUCGAACGGGCAAGCGGAAAGGUUCGUCGACACGCUCAAGAGGUCACUCCGCAAAAUCCAGGAGGGAGAAGGAUUACCAGCAUCUGCCGCACUCCAAACGUUUCUGCAGGUGUAUCGAGCAACUCCAUCCGACCUGCUCGAGCAGGGUGUCUAUACUCAAUUAUGA